UUCCGGACUCGCACAAGAUCGACACAGAUCGUCACAUUAGCUGGCAAGCCGCUACCUGCCCUACCGCUUCUCCCGCCCCCUCUUCUCGCAUCCUCAGCUCACUGCCAGACCCGCAUCGUUGUCACAGGAGGGUCAGCCAGCUCAAAGGCAUCACAGCUUUGGUCGCGACCAGCGUGACUUAGUCGGUGUAAGGGGCUUCCAUACUUCACCCUCAUCGUGAACUAUCGAGAGGCAGGCGGUAGCAUCUGCACUCCUCCCCGAUCGCUUCCUUUGCGCCAGUGGGAGCCCUUGAUUCGCUCGGUAUACUUCCGGGUCAUCUCAGUGCUCCCAAAGAGCCUACCUACGCCAGAGUCAUCCAGACGCAGCAGCUACGCUGUGACCCUGGCUUGCCAGCUGAGUCCGAAGGCCCUGUGCAUCAGCUCGCGCCAGACUCAUCCUUUUGAUCGCGACUAGCGAAAGCAGGAAACGCCCGGAAUGGCGUCCUCAUCGGGCUGGGCGCCCCAGGAGGAGGGAUUGGUACAACUGGUCGAGCUCUUCAAGAAGAGUCAGACAGCAUAUGGCGCAGACCAGGCAGACAUUGCAGACCGCCUCGAUACCCUGAGCAACAUCCCCGACUAUGCCAACUAUCUUGUGUUCACCCUCACCAGCCUCACCUCGGAAGAGCCAUCGGUGAGGUCUGUAGCCGGCCUGAUUCUAAAGAAUCACCUCUUCUACAAUCGCGAAAAGGUCUCACAGGACUCACUGCAGUACAUCAAGAUGACUAUUCUACCUGCGCUAAGUAUGCCCGAAGACUUGCUCAGACGGACGGCUACGCAGGUCAUGACGAUGUUGAUGGCCAUUCAAGGUCCAGCAAAUUGGCCAGAAGGACUGAUCAAGUUGACCGAGCUAAUGGGUUCGCAGAACAUUAACGAGGCCGAGGGAGCGUAUUCGACUUUCGCCAAGAUGUGCGAAGAUAUGCCGCAUGAGCUUGACGAAUGCGAGAUCAACGGCAUGAAAGUACUCGACAUUCUCAUCCCCAAAUUCAUAGAAGGGAGCGACCACUCGGAGGCUCGCAUACGCAUGCACGCUUUGAACUGUCUGAACCAAUUCAUCUCCCUCGGCUCUUCAGCUCUGCAAAAUCACAUCGACGCAUUUCUCUCUUGCCUCUUCAAAAGGGCUUCCGACGAAAGCGAUUUCGUCCGCAAAUUUGUUUGUCAAGCUCUGGUCCUCAUCCUCUCAGCUCGGCCAGACAAGCUCAUGCCUCAACUGCCGAAUGUCGUCGACUUCAUGCUUUACUCGACGCAGGACUCAGACGAAGACGUAGCUGUCGAAGCUUGCGAAUUCUGGCUGCAAUUUGCCGAGGAUCCAAACGUUCAGGAACAUCUGGCGCCCUAUCUCGCUCGAGUUGCGCCAGUCCUACUCAAGUCCAUGGUGUACAAUGAGAUGGACCUCAUCCUGCUAGGUGGAGAAGAGGAUGAUGCCGCUGUGCCUGACAGAGCAGAGGAUGUCAAGCCUCAACACUACUCUGGAAAGUCCCACAAGACUGAAAAGAUGGCCAGUCAAGACAAUGGCGCACCAGCUGCAGCAGGUGCCGCCAGUGGCAGCGCGCAAGCGAAGUCGAGAGCAGCCAUUGAGGGACAAACGACAGCUGAAGAUGACGAUGAGUACGACGAUGACGACGAUGACGACGACGACGAUGACGACUACGAUGACGAUGAGCAAGUCGAGUGGAAUCUACGCAAGUGUGCAGCUGCUGCCCUUGACGUGAUGGCGUGUCAUUUCGGAGAGCAGCUCCUAGAGAUCCUUUUGCCAUACCUCAAGGACCGCCUCUUCUCGCCGGACUGGCUUCAGCGGGAAAGCGGCAUUCUCGCUCUAGGUGCUAUCGCGGAAGGCUGCAUUGGAGGUAUUCAGCCCCAUCUGCCAACGCUGGUGCCAUUCCUCGUCAACAGCCUCUCAGACUCAAAGCCUUUGGUCCGAUCAAUUGCCUGCUGGACUCUCGGCCGGUAUUCUUCCUGGUGCAUCGCGGACAAGUCCCCCGACUUUCAGAGAGCUUACUUCCUGCCGGUCAUGGAAGGACUGUUGCACAUGGUCAUGGACAACAACAAGAGGGUCCAGGAAGCCGGAUGCUCUGCCUUUGCAACGCUAGAAGAGGAGACUGGCGAAGAUCUUGCGCCUUACCUGGAGCCCGUCCUGCGAACUCUUGCUGCUGCAUUCGGCAAGUACCAGCAAAAGAAUCUGCUGAUUCUGUACGAUGCCAUCGGAACAUUAGCUGAUUCGGUCGGUGCUGCUCUGGGUACAAGGGCUGAAUACGUCGAUAUACUCAUGCCGCCCUUGAUCGGCAAGUGGACUGGUCUAGCUGAUGACGAUGCUCAGUUGAUUCCACUGCUGGAGUGUCUAUCGUCGGUAACCAUUGCCUUGGGCCCAGCCUUUGCUGCUCAUUCGCCGCCGGUCUACACCCGCUGUCUCAAGAUCAUCAAUGAUAAUCUGCUCGCAACACAAGAAGAGCUGAGCAAACCGGAGCCGGAUCGCGAGAUGCCCGACGACUCAUUCGUUGUCGUUGCUCUGGAUCUGCUCAGUGGUCUCAGUCAAGGACUAGGAGGUCACUUCAUGGAACUCGUGGUCAGCACGAGCAACGGAGGCGCGGGGCAGGUCCAGCUUGUGCCUUUGCUAGGUGGAUGCAUCACCUCUCCUUCGGCUCCCAUCCGUCAAUCAGCUUAUGCACUGCUGGGUGACCUUGCCAUCUCCGCUUUUGGGCUGCUACGCCCUACUAUCCCUGAGCUCAUGCCGGAACUGAUAUCUCAGAUCGUGCCAGAGCCUUCGAUGGGCAAUGUUUCGGUGUGCAACAAUGCUGCUUGGGCGGUAGGUGAAAUUGCUCUUCAGUACGGAGCCCUUGAAGAUGAAUCAGCCACACCAUCGACCAGCACUGGAUCAAACGCCGCUUCUGGAGGGGGCACCAAGCAACCUCCGCCUGACUUUGCACAGUUCGUCGAGCCGUUGAUACAGAAGCUCAUACCUGUGCUACUGUCGACCAAGAGCGUCAAGUCGCUGACGGAGAAUUCAGCGGUAACGAUCGGCAGAUUGGGAUUGGUAGCUCCAGAGCUGGUGGCACCUCACUUGGGCGUCUUCUUCGAAGAGUGGUGCCAGGCUUUGUGGGACAUCAAGGACAACGAAGAGAAGGACAGCGCUUUCCGAGGACUGUGUGAGAUGAUCAAGGUCAACCCUAAUGGUGCGGUCAAGGGAUUCAUCUUUUUCUGCAACGCUGUGGUGCGGUGGACCACGCCGUCGCAACAGCUGAACGAGAUGUUCCACACCAUCCUGCAUGGCUUCCGGGAAAUGAGCGGAGCUGGAUGGGCUACGAUGCGGCAGCAAUUGCCUGAGCCAAUCGCAGUGAGGCUAGCAGAGAGGUACAACAUCUGAAGCAGGCACGAAGGGGAAUACGCGUAGGUCUGUGUGACAGCGGUGGCGCUGGUCGACAGCAGAUGAGAUGAGUAAGAAAGUAGGAAGCCGCACAAUCUUUUUCAUCUCCAUCAAUUCCCAUUCCCUCACUACGUCAUCGAGGGUCUGAGCUGAGCUUCUGAACCAUGAGCAGACACAUAUCCUUCAUACAAUGAAUGCAGACGAAUAGAUUUGCUGCCUGCGUCAAUGUACCGAGGGCGGGAAAGUGACGCAGCU
Microstroma glucosiphilum is the source of this 3651-nucleotide messenger RNA. RefSeq names its product ARM repeat-containing protein. Gene Ontology annotation, biological process: protein import into nucleus. The record is from RefSeq and is a predicted model, not a curated record. Lineage: Eukaryota; Fungi; Basidiomycota; Exobasidiomycetes; Microstromatales; Microstromataceae. Gene Ontology annotation, cellular component: cytoplasm; nucleus. The transcript has 4 exons. Bases 475 to 3396 code for a protein of 973 amino acids. Gene Ontology annotation, molecular function: nuclear import signal receptor activity; small GTPase binding.